This is a messenger RNA of Salarias fasciatus (jewelled blenny), 2994 nucleotides long. Its product is annotated as leucine-rich repeat flightless-interacting protein 2-like. Gene Ontology annotation, biological process: regulation of transcription by RNA polymerase II. Bases 576 to 1913 code for a protein of 445 amino acids. Gene Ontology annotation, molecular function: RNA polymerase II cis-regulatory region sequence-specific DNA binding; DNA-binding transcription factor activity, RNA polymerase II-specific. The record is from RefSeq and is a predicted model, not a curated record. NCBI's taxonomy places the organism in Eukaryota, Metazoa, Chordata, Actinopteri, Blenniiformes, Blenniidae. The transcript is spliced from 16 exons.
CUCCGACACACUGCGGUGCGACGUCGCGGUGCGUUCACGGUCCGGCUGCGCGUCAUUGACAGUUCGUGUUUACUUCACGGUCCGGUUCUUCACGGGAGGCGGAUUACGAGGCGGGUGGGGAGUCCUGGCGCAGCCGGCGAACACUGCGGCCGUGUUUCCGACGGCUAACUGCAGCUAGACGGAGGCCGGACCUCCUCUGACCGCCGAGCGGCAGCCGGAGCCCCGCGGUGAACCGGACACCGGUUCUGGGCCGGCGGUGAGUCUGUGAGCGGCAGGACCGCAGUGAACCGUAGUCGAUCGGAAAAACUCUGAUUUUUAAACCGACAGCCAUUGUAUGUAUAUUAUUACACCGUAAUAACAUGUAAAUCGAGCGGUAUCGGUUGAAGGAGACGGUGGAGUAAAAUUCGGCUCCGGUUAAAUAAACACCGAUCGAUGGAGACAUGAACACCGGCCCCGGAGGAUCUCCACACCCGAGACGAGCUGUCCCAGAGCCCCAGAGAGAAAUACCCCGCAUUCUAGAGACCACUGCGGCCCCCUCAGGGUUCCUCUGAGCCCGGUACCGGACCUCCUGAACCAUGGGGACCCAGGGACCGGGCAGGAAGAGGAUCCCGAACCGGGAGAAGCUGACGGCCGAGGACGAUGCCCUCAACCAGAUCGCACGAGAGGCGGAGGCACGGCUGGCGGUGAAGCGAGCGGCGCGAGCCGAAGCUCGGGAUAUUCGGAUGAAGGAGCUGGAGAGGCAGCAGAAAGAGAUGUUUCACAGCCACAAGAGGUAUUAUGGUCUGGAGUUCGGUCACAUUGAGCAGUGGAUGGAGGACAGCGAGCGUUACUGCCGCUUCUCCCGGAGGCACGCCUCGGUGUCGGACGAUGAGGAGCGGAUGUCCGUGGGGAGUCGCGGCAGCCUCAGGGUGGAGGAGCGGACUGACAGGGAUUUCCUGGAAAAAGGCUCCCGGACGGCGUCCACGCUGUCGGCCGCCACGCUCGCCUCUCUGGGCGGAGCUUCGUCUCGCAGAGGGAGCUGUGACACGUCGUUCUCCGUGGAAACCGAGGCGUCGAUCCGAGAGAUCAAGGACUCGCUGGCGGACGCGGAGGAGAAAUAUCGCAAGGCGAUGGUUUCCAACGCCCAGCUGCACAACGACAAGUGCACUCUGAUGUACCAGGUGGAGGCGCUGAAGGAGGAGCUGGGCGACAUGGAGGAGGCGCUGUGGGAGGCCAGGAGGCGAGGGGACGACACCAACAAGGAGCUGGAGCGGGAGCGUCAGGCCCACAGCGUGCUGCAGUUUCACUUCAAAGAGAUCAAAGAAUCCCUGACUCAGACGGAGGAGCUGCUCACGAAGCACGGAGUGGUCGUCUCUCCGGACGUCACCACAAAUGGGGAGACGGAUGACCACGAGGUCGGCUCCGAACUGGCUGAGGAGUCCUCCCCUGGAGCCAGAGAGAGCAUGCUGGAGCUGCGUGUGAAGAAGCUCCUCGAGGAGCGCCACAGUUUACAGGAUCAGGUGAGACUGCUGAGGACUCAGCUGGAGGAGCGUCCAGCGGAGGUGACCGACGGCAUGGAGGAUCCCGAGGGCGCCGCCCAGGAGAACGGGAUGGACGUCCAGCUGCUGGAGCUGCAGAGAGACGCUAAUCGGCAGAUCAGCGAGCUGAAAUUCAAACUAGUAAAGUCUGAACAGGAAGUCGCUGCGCUGGAACAGAACGUGAUUCGCCUGGACGGUCAGGUGACCCGGUACAAGACGGCGUCCGAGAACGCCGAGAAGAUCGAGGACGAGCUGAAGGUUGAGAAGAGGAAACUGCAACGAGAGCUGCGCGCUGCUCUGGAUCGGGUGGAUGAGCUGGAGGUGACCAACGGCCACCUGUCCAAACGCCUGGAGAAGAUGAAGGCCAACAGGACCGCCCUGCUCGCCCAGCAGUGACCCGCAGAGCGUCACCGGCCCCGGUGGGUGGAGUCGUCUUCAGCCGCCAAGCUCAAAGUUCAAGUUGUUCUUCAUCCGGUCCCAGAGGUGGUUAUCUCCACUCAGAAACACACCAUCAAAGCAGACAGGUCCUAAAUAAAGUUUGGCUGAUUUUUUUUCAGUUAUUGUAGAGCAUGAGGGAAAAAAAGCCUCAAUAUUAACUGAAGAAAUGUGUUUUUGGACGUGAAGAUGAGAAUCACUUCCUGUACAGUAAACCCGCCCACCCAGCUGCUGGGAAACAUAAAACAAACGCUACAUCUGCCUCAUCAGCGUCCAUCUCUGUAAAGUCUGCCACUACCUCCUCUACAACACUGGGGGGCGCUGCUCCUCCAUGAAGUACUGCAGAGACCAGAUCACACUGGAUUGUACCUGAUCGGACUGGAUCACAUUUUAUUUAUAUUUCUAUCUUUCUGUUGUUCUUGGUGGUUUUCAUCUUUUUGUUUCUUUGUUCUAAAAUCUUUGUACGAACUUUUUCUCAUUUUUACUUCUAUUGUGUUUUGGGGGGGGGUGUUUUUUUUUUUUUUUUUGUGAAGCUGAUGCACUUUUACGACAGAAAAACACAUACUGAUGUGUGGGACUAACCCCCGCCCACUCCGUGGUUACCUGUUCAGGUGAGGGGGAGUGGGCGUGGCCUCAGGGUGUGGGUGUAUAUAUGAAGGCGCGGAGGAGAAUCAGGAGCUUCAGAUAAUCGUCACAUUCAGACUUUUUGCACUUUGGAUGUAAAAUCACCAGCUUUGUAAAUGUAAAGAAUCUUCAUGUCUGUAAACAUACAACAAAUGAAUGAAUGAAUGAAUGAAUGAAGCAACAACUCAGUAGAAAGAAGCAACAACUCAGUAGAAAGAGAAACAUCCAUCAUGGGGAGCGCAUGGACAGUGAAACAUUUUGGAUCGAAGUCUUCCUGUGUCACGUCUCGUAUCGUGAUGCUGUGCAGCUGUUGAAUGUAGGUGCUGCGGUGCGGUGACCGAUGGUACGAUUUCCCCGCCAAGAGCGGCGCUUCACCGACGUGUGUCUGACGGUUGACAUUAAAUUGAUAUGAAACAUA